AGAACUGCCCAAGGUUCUAAUAACUCAACGAGAUAUUAUUCACUGCGGAUUUGCCGCUGGCGAUAAUAACGAUCAAUUUAUCCUCUUUCUUAUCGCAACGUCGGCUGACCAAUCACGAGCAUCGCGUCGCCUAUUGGCUGAUAGUCGUUCGCCAUAUGUGACAAAACUAGCCUUCGUGGCUUUCACGUCCGAGCUGUCAAGUAGGAAAGCGCUCCGAUUUUCGUUCCGAUUGUUAACGUAGCGCACUACGAAUGCAAUCUCGCGUGGAACGAUACGCGCGUGCACUAUGUGAUUACGCGGUCGAGCAACGAUGUAGUACGCACAGCGGCUUCGAGUCCUGCACAGUACACUCCGAGCUUGUAAACAUUAACGUGUUAACCCACACACGCACGCACCGUGGCGUAUCAACGGGUCUUCCGUUAUGAAUGCUUAUGGGAAUACCGUUGGUGAGAUUUGCAUGUAACUCUUAUACUAAUCACUGUCACGUUGAACGAGAAACUUACAAAACUUUUUUAUACCAUGCAUGCAGUAACAGAGGUGCAUCAGGCAUAUCAGGGAAUGCCUUUGAUUGCUGGGUUCAAAAGUCUAUGCAUGACGACUCUGCCAUCACAAAAAUGCAAUACCAAUUCUGGGUGAGAAAGCAGGCUCUGUCUCAGAAAUUAGGGAAGAAGGAGGAUGAGUGUAUAGUUGCUUCAGAUGCUGAGCUGGAUGCAAAGCUAGAAUUGUUCCGCAGUAUCCAAGAUUCCUGUUCCUACUUACAAAGAGUUAUCGAUAAAUACCAAGAAAGAUUAUGCAAUUUAGCCCAGGAAGAAAAUGGAAUGGGACGUUUCUUGAAAGAUGCCGGAAAGCAAGAUAAAACUCGUGCCGGCAAGAUGAUGUCAGCUGUAGGUAAAUCUCUGUCUUAUUCUGGUCAGCAGAGGCUUGCGUUGAGAACUCCCUUGGGCCGAUUGUAUCAAGAGGUGGAAACAUUUAGACAAAGAGCUAUUGAAGAUACAUUGCAAAAUGUGCAAGCGAUGGAAAAGGCCCGUACGGAGUACCGAGCUGCUCUGUCAUGGAUGAAGAAUAUUUCUCCCGAUUUAGAUCCAGAUACAUCCAAACAACUGGAAAAAUAUAAAAAAGUUCAAGCACGUGUUAAGCAGGGCAAAAUAGUUUUUGACAAUCUAGCCCUUGACUGUCUUCAGAAGGUUGAUUUGCUAGCAGCGGCAAGGUGUAACAUGUUCAGUCAUGCCUUAGUUUUAUAUCAAACCACGCUCCUAAAUUUCACAAAAAAAUCUGCACAAGCAUAUUCAACAAUAGCCAACAGCUUCAAAGGCUAUCAACGUUACGACUUCACAGUUGUGCGAGAACUGGCUGAAACCUCCAGUAAAUUGGCGCAGGAAACUGGUGGUGAUGACGAUUUAGAAGAUAAGGAUAAAUUACCAUUUUUCGACAUGGAUUAUCACGAUGAUGUUGAGGAGGCUCAAGAGGCUACCUCAAAUUCAGAAAGUACGUCGGAGAAAAAUAAAAAAGAUGAAAAACUCUUAGACAUAGAAAAUGAGCCAAAGGAUACACUGAUACAUUUAAAUGCGGGUACAAAUUCUUCGAAAAACGGAAUCGUGCAUAGUACCAAUGACACAGACAAAAGUCUCGAGGAGUUCUUUGGAAAUCUUAUCCUGGAAAAAGAUAAGUCCAACAGUACUGGGCAAUCGGUUAAUAAAACCGAAAAAACCAAUACUUUAUUUAGCAAAAGUACCGAGGAGCAGAAAUCAGUAAUGGAUAUGUUUGAAGAGUGCAAUACUGAUUUUAAUUUGACUGAUUUGUCUCCCUUGUCAUCGGAGGCUCGACAACAGGAAUCUUUGAAUUUAUUGGCUUCCGAAAGCGCAGCGCUUUUCGACGAAAUCCUGAAUGACAAGCAACAAAGCACGAGCAAUGAUUGGGAAGGCAUUUCACAUGAUACUUUUCUACCGCCAAGUAUUUUGAAACAGAGCCUGGGAGAUGCGGCACUAGGUAUGGGACAGAGGAGUACCGCUAGUAACACGGACGACAAAAAAAAGAAUAAGACUGGAAAGCAGAAAGGUAACUCAUGGUUGGAUUUAUUCGCUGAAUUGGAUCCAUUGGCUAACAAUCCAAUGGAGAAUCUUACCGGUGAUAGUAACGCUUCUGCUUAAAUCACGAUGCAUUUUAAUAGUAUCGCCCUGUUACUCAAUACUUGUAACAAUAAGGAAAACUGAUCAAACUCUAUCAAUUGUUAUCAAUAUGUGAUACGGUGAACAUAUAGCUCACGGUAUUUUUACUUCACACGUUUGUAUCAGUAAUUACCAGUUUGUAAACUUUUAAAUUUAACACUGCAGAUUUAUUUUUAAUGGAAUCGUCAUAAGAAU
Cyphomyrmex costatus is the source of this 2360-nucleotide messenger RNA. RefSeq names its product islet cell autoantigen 1-like protein (gene ICA69). Gene Ontology annotation, molecular function: protein domain specific binding. NCBI's taxonomy places the organism in Eukaryota, Metazoa, Arthropoda, Insecta, Hymenoptera, Formicidae. The transcript has 6 exons. Gene Ontology annotation, biological process: regulation of transport. Bases 426 to 2147 code for a protein of 573 amino acids. The record is from RefSeq and is a predicted model, not a curated record. Gene Ontology annotation, cellular component: Golgi apparatus.